Messenger RNA from Funneliformis mosseae, 1308 nucleotides. The record is from the annotation of a GenBank genome assembly. Lineage: Eukaryota; Fungi; Glomeromycota; Glomeromycetes; Glomerales; Glomeraceae.
AUGAUGGAAGAAAAAGAUAAUGUUGCUAAAAGGAAGCGUACACUUGAUAUUACGGUCGAAGCGCCUAAUAACUUAGAUCUAGAGACUUACAUUUCAAAUUACAGAGGGCAUACAAAGGUUGAUCGUUUGCUUUUUAUAGCAAAGCGAUGUCCUAUACUUCAGAAUGACGCUUAUAGACUUGCCUUACAAGAAUUACGCGACAAUUCUCUUGAUCAUAACAGAUAUAUUUCAGCUGCUACUAAACUUAACGAAGCUUUGACAGCUAAAGGUUACCCAUCUUUUUCAAUUGAUAAUACAUGGGUAGACUCAACACAAAAACGUGCAAAAUCUUUAUUGGAAAGGUUGGAAGUUGAAUUAAAGAAUUAUAAAAAUAAUCUAAUAAAAGAGAGCAUAAGGAUGGGACAUAAUGAUCUUGGGGAUCAUUAUUAUAAUUGUGGGAAUUUGACAAAUGCAUUGAAAUGCUAUUCUAGAACUCGAGACUAUUGUACAACAGCCAAGCACGUUAUAGAAAUGUGCUUGAACGUUAUCAAGGUUUCCAUUGAAUUGGGUAACUUUUCUCAUGUGCACAGUUAUGUUAUUAAAGCAGAGUCUACUCCCGAUAUUCAACCGGUUGUACAGGCAAAGUUGAAAGUUGCUGCGGCUUUAGCUCACCUUGAUAAUAACAAAUAUAAGUUGGCUGCUCGAUUGUUCUUGGAGACAAGCUUUGAGAUCUCUCAUGCAGCAAAUAAUUACUCUGAGGUCAUUUCUCCAAAUGAUAUAGCUGUGUAUGGAGGUCUCUGUGCUCUUGCUUCAUUUGAUCGAUCAGAACUUAAAAGCAAAGUUAUUGAUAAUACCGAGUUUAAACAGUUCUUAGAACUUGAACCUCAUAUUAGAGAGCUCAUUCACGGAUUUUACAAUUCAAAAUACUCAGUUGUAUUGGAUAUUUUGGACAAGUGGAAGAACGAUUACUUGCUUGACCUUCACUUGCACAGUCACGUGGAAAACCUUUAUGAUAAUAUUCGUAAGAAAGCUUUGGUGCAGUACUUUAGUCCUUUCCUUACAGUAGAUAUGAACAAAAUGGCACAAUCUUUUGGAACUAACGUGCAAAAGUUGGAAAGAGAACUUGCCAAAUUGAUCACAGAGAAUCAUAUUCAAGCGCGAAUUGAUAGUCAUAAAAAGAUUCUAUGUGCAAAGCAACAAGACCAACGAAGUGGUAUAUUCUAUAAAGCUUUGAAAAUGGGUGAUGAAUUCGAACAGAGCACUAAUGCUAUGUUGCUUCGCAUGAAUUUGUUGAAAUCUAAUCUCGUAGUGUCGACUAAUCAAAAGUAG